Messenger RNA from Capra hircus (goat), 3057 nucleotides. RefSeq names its product Na+/K+ transporting ATPase interacting 1 (gene NKAIN1). The transcript has 8 exons. The coding region runs from base 368 to 1090 and encodes 240 amino acids. Gene Ontology annotation, biological process: regulation of sodium ion transport. The record is from RefSeq and is a predicted model, not a curated record. Lineage: Eukaryota; Metazoa; Chordata; Mammalia; Artiodactyla; Bovidae.
CGAGCGCCCGGGCGGCUGCCCCAGCUGGGCAGUGCUGCUCUGCGCUGCGCCGCGCUCGGUGCCUGCGCUCCCCUCUCCGCGCUCCCCGCCAACCGCCCCGGGGCGGGAGGCGCGCCCGGCAGCGGGGCGUCCAGACAAAGGAGGCGCGGCAGAGCCGGCGCGCGGGCGGACGGACCAUGGACUCCGAGCGCGAGCGGCCGGCCCCAGCCCUGAGGACCCGGCGCUCCCGGGCCCGGCCCUAAGGCGCCCGGCCCCGCCGCCCGGGGCGCCCAGCGCGGAGGACGCGGAGCCCGCGCGGCACGGAGGAGGCGGCGGCCACCGAACUAGAGGGGCGCCGCGGCGGUCGGCGCGCGCGACCCCCGGAGCCAUGGGCAAGUGCAGCGGGCGCUGCACGCUGGUCGCCUUCUGCUGCCUGCAGCUGAUCACUCGUUUGCGUGGGUCUCUGCCUCUGGUCUCCGCCCCACUGAGCGUUUCUCACAAACUCUCUGCUCCUGUGUGUCUCUCUCCGCGUUUCUCCUUGGUGGCUGCGCUGGAGCGGCAGAUCUUUGACUUCCUGGGCUACCAGUGGGCUCCGAUCCUAGCCAACUUCCUGCACAUCAUGGCAGUUAUCCUGGGCAUCUUUGGCACCGUGCAGUACCGCUCCCGGUACCUCAUUCUGUAUGCAGCCUGGCUGGUGCUCUGGGUUGGCUGGAAUGCAUUUAUCAUCUGCUUCUACUUGGAGGUUGGACAGCUGUCCCAGGACCGGGACUUCAUCAUGACCUUCAACACAUCCCUGCAUCGCUCCUGGUGGAUGGAGAACGGGCCAGGCUGCCUCGUGACACCUGUCCUGAACUCCCGCCUGGCCCUGGAGGACCACCAUGUUAUCUCUGUCACCGGCUGCCUGCUCGACUACCCCUACAUUGAAGCUCUUAGCAGUGCCCUGCAGAUCUUCUUGGCUCUGUUCGGCUUCGUGUUCGCCUGCUACGUGAGCAAAGUAUUCCUGGAAGAGGAGGACAGCUUCGACUUCAUCGGCGGUUUUGACUCCUACGGAUACCAGGCGCCCCAGAAGACGUCGCAUUUACAACUGCAGCCUCUGUACACGUCUGGGUAGCGUUUGCCCCACGCCCACCCCGGCGGCUAGACUGACCGCCGCUGCCGCGAGCUCUGGCCAAAAUGGCAGGCGCGCCCCCUGGCGGCUCCCUGACUGACUGCAGCCUGAGCCGGCUGGAUCUGGGUCAGAAGCUGACUUGGACUUGGCCCUUAGCAGCCUGGACUUGAGGGGUGGGGCGGGGAGACGGGUGGGACGGGGAGAAUUGCGGGGUUUGUAUUUUUUUUUUAAUCUCAGCCUUGACGUGUGCGGGAGACCCCCCCCCCCGCCCUUCUCCAGCCUCCCCUUUCUCCCUUCUUCCCCCAGCAUCCUGUCCCCUGUCCAGAGGGAAAGGGCAGGAGAGACACACACACCCCAUCUCGCCACAUUUAUUCACCAGCCCUGGGGAAAGUUCCCCCGAACAAUGAAGAAGAGGAGUCCUGGGUUCUAAUCUCAGCUCCAUCACUAACUCUGUGUGACAUCUGGCAAAGCCCUUGUCUUCUCUGGGCCUUAGCUUCUCACCUCAAAUAAUUAAAAUAAUCCCUUAGUAAAUGGAGUUCUUUCUAGCCUUUUCAUUUGACUCUCAAUUCUCUGGACUAUACUGGGAUUUUGCUAUAAUCCCCAUUUUGCAGAUAUGGAAACUGAGUCCCAGAGAUGUAAAGCGAUUUGCUUGAGGUCACACAGCUGGGCUUUUGGUGGAGGCAGGUUUGAACACAGUAUAUCAUCUAUAGUUUCGGACUCCAAAACCCAGUGUCCAGUUUCUGAAUUCCAUUUCCAAGCGCCCUUCCAACCUGGACACUCUAGAACCCAUAUGGCAUUCACCACUCUCACAUACCACCGCCACCACUCGCCAAUGCCUCUCUUAAAGCAAUAUACCCGUUCUCUUGUUGGAAAUGGGAUGGACAGAUCCCAGAGCCCUGCAUUCAGCCUGACCUACACGGAAGCCUUCUUAGACUUGGCCUCUGCCCACCCUUGGCAAAGCUUUCGAGCGUUCUCUAGCAAAGGGAGGACGCAACCCCAUCCCCCCACUCCCUCCCAGGUCCCUGAGGCUGCUGCACCCAUGACCCCUCACGCCCUCAGCAACUUUGCCAGCCUCUAAGGACACCAUCCACUUCAUCUGAUGAAAGACCAGUGGCUCCAGCAUGGAAAAGGGCUCACCCGUGCUGCCCCGUCACUAGUGCUGCAAGAUCACCAGCGUUCACGAUCGCGUCGGUGUCCAGAAGCAACUUCUAACAACCCCAGAAGUUGUUCCGGAGGGGCAGAAUGGGGGCGGGGUGCCCCUGGGGAGAGGGGUCUGGAGGCCAGCACUCUUCCUUAAGAGCAAGUCGACGUAAGGGCUCAGUCUCCUCACCUCCCUCCUCAGACACCUCUGACGACCCUGCAUCCCUGGCUGGUGAAUCUGAGGCAGGAGGAUCGGGCCUCAGCUUCCAGUUUGUGAAACAGGAGUGGCCCUGGCUUAGGAAGGAGGGUGGGAGGCCCGGGGGAGCCAGGUGGAAGUACAGACGGUCGUACACCUGAGCCCCUCCAUGGUGACCGUUCCUCACUCUCCAUGCUAUGAUCUGCCAUCCCCUUCUGUCUAAGGCCAAAAUGUCCUGAACUCAGACCCCACCCCAACAUCUCAUGUGCAGGUCUGUGCUGAAGAGCCUACCCUGGGCAUUUCUCUGGUCACUACAGGACCUGAGAUCAGCCCUGGUCAGCUACAGGUGCAGCUCCAGUGGGUGACGGUUCCUUCCGGCCUGGCUGCUGCUCUGCCCCUGGGCCAACUCCUGCCUCCAGCCCUCUCUUCUCCCACCCCCAGCUGUCAUCUCACCCUGAACCCCUUUUCUACUCAGCAGGUUUAGCCACUGGUGCUUUGAAGCCUUUUGUUUUUAUAAGAUGGUUUCUUUUUUUCAAGGAGACCAGGUUUUCGUCUCACUGGGACCUUGCAAGGCAGGGAGUGUUGCCCUGGUUUUUGUGCAGGUGGGUUGAUUAAAGACGGUGUUUUCUUCUCU